This is a messenger RNA of Symbiodinium pilosum, 3315 nucleotides long. Lineage: Eukaryota; Dinophyceae; Suessiales; Symbiodiniaceae. The record is from the annotation of a GenBank genome assembly.
AUGUUCGCCGUGUGGCGCGACAACUCACUGCUGGCACUGCGAGCGCUGCGAGCACUGCAAGCCUCCGUCCCAGCUUCGCAGGCUUCACAGCUUCAUGCGUUUGGUGGCAGACGGUGGACAAGCGCUUUGAUCCGCCGGCGACGACGUGCCCUGUACCGAGCCCUAGAUGAUCCGGGCAUCAGCCCGGCCAAGGUGCAGAAGCUGCGCGAGCGUGCUGCCAAACCUACACAUAGCAUGCUGCGCUACUUGGCCGAGAACAAGAUUGGCCGCGUACAGACGCAGGAAGAUCGCAAAAAGCUGUGGUACGAGCACAGAUACAUCCGGUAUGCCCCAAGCUUCAUUGGCCAGAUCAAACCCAAGAUGCGGCUUUGGACCGUGGCGCUGGAGGAGUCUCAGCUGCCUUUGGCCAGGCUGCCGGAGGUCGCAGUGUGCGGACGGUCGAAUAGCGGCAAGUCCACACUCCUGAAUUACUUGUGUGGCCAAGAGAGUGCGAACGUGAGGAGGUUUCCAGGCAGCACCACAGAGCUAGUCUUUUGGAAGGUGGGCCGCCCCGCGCAGCUCUGCUUGGUGGACCUCCCAGGCUAUGGCUACGCGGAAGCCUCGGAAGAAAAGCGGCUGCAGUGGACAGAGUUCAUGCUCUGGUAUGUCCGGGCACGGAAGAACCUGAAGCGGCUGUUUCUGUUGGUCGAUGCCCGCCAGGGUUUGAAACCCGCGGACCGUGAGAUGAUCGCCUACUUGGAGAGGCACGGCGUCCCGUGGCAGAUCAUUGUCACCAAGUGCGAUAAGAUCCCUAGCAAGGACAUAGCAAGGAGGCUCACCAUCCUGAAAGAGGAUCUCAGCCAGCAAAGGCGGAUGGCUGGAGACCCCGUGCCUGUGAGUGCCUUAAAGCGCCGCGGGAUGGAUCAGCUCCGUGACAUCUUGAACAACAUGAAGGUUGCAAAGGAGAUGGUGAAGGAAGGCAUCCGACUGAAAGUCUACGACCUUUUGGAGCAGAGACGAAUACGGAACCGAGAGCGGCGCCGGCGAAAGAACGAGAAGAAGGCAGCCGAGGCUGCCAAGGCUGCAGAGGCCAAAGCAGAAGCCGAGAAGGCCGAGGCUGAGACCGCAACCGAGGAUAUCCCAGGCGCGGAAGAUCCAGAGCUCCACGACCUCCAUCAUCUCUUGGGAAACUGGGCAGCUCAGCCACGGCAGCCACGGGAGGAGGGGCCACUGCCAGGCCCCAGUGUGUCCAAAGCCUUUUUCUCAUUGGAUGAUCGAGACUCACGGAGAGUGGAUUCCUUCAUGUCAUCCUUAUUUCCGGACCUCAGCAAUCUCCGCGCUUCAGGCUCUUUAGCAGGCGGGCUGGGUACUGACCUGAAGAUGCCAGAGAGUCUUGGCAACUCAGAAACGCACGUUCACCUCCCAGAUUUGGAGGACAGAGGCUUGGGCUAUGAGCCCAGUGACGAUGAAAGUGACAAUGAGGCUACUGACGUUAAGCCGGAGGUGCGCCGCUUUGACUUCAACCACACUUCAGCUGCAACACCAUCUGCUAUUCAUGCAGAGGGUCUGUCUCUCUUCCCUGGCCUGAGCAGCCCCCAGAAUCAGAAGUUGCCACACUUGCAAUCUGAAGUGAAGCAAGUUGGUUUACGAAGCGGCCAAGGCCAACAGCGUGGCGAUAAACUUUACACGGACGAUGAUUUUGUGUCUCCGCAGGAUUAUGCAGCUGGCUUCAAGCGUAGGGCGCCUCCAGCUCCCAGUGCACCCGGAAAGCUCAUGGCUGAGAUCAGACAGCGCUAUGAACGUGAAUGGUCCAUGGAGCUGGAGGAUGUAAGUCACAGUCGACAGGGGUCCCCAGAUGCCAGCGAGCGCAGCGAGCGCACUGAGCGGGCGCGGCCUGUCAAGAAUGUGGAGCCCGUGUCGCGGAUGCCUUUCAUCACGCAGGAGGGCAGCAAGCCAAUCCCAAAGGGCCAUGGCAAGCACAAGAUCUUUGGAAAGCCGCCGGCCAGGAUUCUCAAAGCCAAGAGAACCCUUGACGUGACCAAGGCAUUGGGUCUCAAGGCACGGGAUCGAAGACGGAAGCGCAACACUGGCUCUGGCAUGGACUGGGAGCAAGCCAAGACAAAAUGGUUGGGUUGGUAUGACAAAAAUAAAGGCAGGAAGUGGCAUACUGUGAGCAUGGCAGACUCCCCCAGGAAGGAGGACGUGGAUGCUGCCUACGAAACGCUUCAGGAAAGGCGAAGACAGCGUAUAGCGAGCAUGCGCCAAGCUCGGCACAAAGGUGGCCGUGCACGGGACUCCAACGCGCCGCGAGAUGAAGCAGCUUUGCCUGAGUGGGAGAUGAUGGGCGACCUUUCGAACUUGCCGGACGUGACAACGAAUCUGCUACCGCCUGGGCUUGAAGACUUCAAGGCAACAGGAUACUUGGAGCCAAUGAAGGUGCACCUGCCGCAAUGUCCGGAGGAAAUGCGGCUGGGCCCGGACGAUGGCCCUUCGCAAGUCUUCAUCCCAAUGCGUCAAUGCCCUGAAACGGGAAGAGUUCUGCGAUUUCAGGACCCUAUUGGCACACCAGUGUUGCACCCAGACUUGCGCGAUGCUGGGGGCGAAACCCCAGGAUCUGUUGUCACCCGAGCAGGCAGCAGGGUCUACUUCCCACCAGGACUUGACCCACCUGAGAACACUCCGAGUCAUGGAUCCACUCUCCAUGCAGAAGGAAACUGUAAACCUUGCGCCUGGUUCUGGAAGCCGGGCUCUUGCCAGAACGGAAAGGACUGCAUGCAUUGCCACCUCUGUCCCAAAGAUGAGCUCAAGACGAGGAAGAAAGCGAAGUCGGCCUUCAUGCGGUUGGGUCUGACAACGCCAAAGCCCAGCGCGGAGGAGACUCACGACGAGCAGCUGGCCAUCAGCAGUUUCUGCAUGUCGCCGAAGUCCAAUCACAAGGUGGACUUCUGCGAAAGUUCCGAGCAAGGAUCUACCGCCGCAGCAUCAUCUGAACGCGAGUAUUCGGAUGGAUCGUCAAGCCCUAGACUGUCACCCACAGGCGCAGGUGAGGUAUAUGCCAGCGAGAUGCACGUGACGAAGCUGGCAAGCCAGGGGAGUAGCCUUCACGGCAAUGGCAACUGCCGCCCUUGUGCCUGGUUCUGGAAGCCUGCGGGGUGUAUGAAUGGCGAGGAGUGCCGGCACUGUCACAUGUGUCCGCCCGGGGAGGUGAAGAGCCGCAAGAAGAACAAGCUCGCCAUGCUGCGACUUGGUCUUGCGACGCCAACAGCAGCUGCCAAGAAGGAUUCCUUUUCCAUGGACUCACCGACUGCUCUAGACGCGAGGCCAACAUGGCUCUAG